Messenger RNA from Volvox carteri f. nagariensis, 5040 nucleotides. RefSeq lists its product as uncharacterized. The record is from RefSeq and is a predicted model, not a curated record. NCBI's taxonomy places the organism in Eukaryota, Viridiplantae, Chlorophyta, Chlorophyceae, Chlamydomonadales, Volvocaceae. Bases 1 to 5040 code for a protein of 1679 amino acids. The transcript is spliced from 18 exons.
AUGCUGCGCAAACGCUCUCCCCCCAUGGGGACUCUACGUGUCAGCGCCGAGGACGAACUUUCUCACAAGUACCUUGCCAAGGGCAAGAAGGCCAAUCACGUUAGCCUUAGGGUUCUGGUGUCAACUCUCUUCGCUGCGGUACUGGCCGCUAUUAACCCUUUGCCGGAUGUCCGAAGCCAAGCUUAUAGCAAAUUUUUUCCACCACCUCGCUUUACUUAUUUGCCAGGGCUUUCUGAAUGGGUUUGCAUCUUGACGAAAAACAUUCUUGUCCCCUUGUCCUUCGCCCUUUCCCACAAGACCUACGGCCUCGCGUUCAACACAUUCGUGGUCCAAUUGUUUUGGACCAUAAGCUUGAGCUCCGUCCUGUUAUACUUCUUCGGUCGCAACACAUGGCUGCGCCUGCGGGAAAGCAUCUGCGUGUGGGCCAACGUAGCGUAUGGUAUCGUCACGGUGCUCAAGAUUUUCCAUCUCGUGGACCGCCUCCCCAACGAGAAUCACUACAUGUUCAAGCACUGCUUUCUCACUAUGGCGGACGCCGCGUUCAGCCAGACUCCGGUCCAUAAACAGUACGUGGUGCAGUUCGCUGAGGCGGUCAUCCGCGUCAUCGUUUGGCGCCGAUACAACGUGCUGGCCGACACCCCCACCUGGGGCAUCAUCACCAUCAGCCUCGCCUGGCAGCUCUGGCUCGUCACCUUCUCCUCCAUGUUGCAAGCGCGCCACGUCAGCGCCUUCCGCAGCCAGCGCCAGAACGUUGAUGCCGCCAACGACAGCGGCCGCGCUGCUCCUAGCCACACCACCGCCAGGUCAUCCACACCCACUUCCCCUACCACCACCGCAGCUGCCAGCGCCGACCGUCCUGAUAGCUGUGAAAUUGAGCCCUCCGGCGAAUCGAACGUCCAGGAGGAUAGGCCCAAGGUGACGCCCUCUGUGAAGAACCCGCAAAGCCGUAUCAAUAAUGCUGCUGCUGUGUCGGCAGACGCGCAGGCGGCUGCAGCUGCGGCUGCUACUGAUGUGGCUAUUCGUGUGAGCAGCGAGCGCAGGACCGCUGGCAUGCCGUCGGCCUCAGGGCCGCUGCGCCGAAGCUCCAUCGCGGGAUCAUCAUCGUCAUCACCAUCCUCCACCGUGUCCCAUAAGCUCUUCAUGCGGGCUCUUCGCAGCGUGGCUCGGGGCCCCUCCUCCUAUGUCCUGCUGUCGCACCAGCGUCGCCAGGCGGGCGGCCCGCAGUGUUCUUCCGCCCAGUUCUACAUCCCCGCCGCAAAACCGGAAAUGCUGUCCGGCAACUGGCGUGAGAAGCUGGCAUCUGCCAUCGCGGAAGGGGCGCCUGGUUGGCACGUGGCUAACAUCUGCGUGCGCAAGGGCAGCCUCAUCGUGCACCUAGACCUGGUGUACGCACCCACUACAUCAGGUGGCGGUGAAGGAGGCGUGGGGGGCCCGGCAGCGACGGCAGCAGCGACCGCCGGCAUGGGCGUGGCUUCCUUGGCCGGCGGCGGCAUUGACGCCGCCGCCCCAGGCGACGUUGGCUUUCCUGGAGCAUCGUACUCCGAGCAGCCGUUUGGUGCCACCGAUGGCCACCAUCCGAUGGCAGUCUUGAACGACUUCAUGGAUGGCAUGGGCGCGGAGAGCCUCCUGCAGUUAUUGGGCUUGCCGCCGGAUCUGCCAGCUGGCCCGGCCAAGCCCAUCUCGAUCCAGCUAGGCGACCAGAUCAAGACCCUGCCAUCCUCUGCCUCUGACGCCGUCCCCGUCGGCACUUGCGCCGCCGCAUCAUUUGAUACCACCACUAGCACCAUUACUGCCACCUCCAUCGCCUCCAUGGCCUCCGAGAUUGAGCCUGACGCUGCUGCGGCGCCGUCGCCGGCGAAGCCGCCGAAGGAGGAGGCUACGGCAGCGACGGCUGACCUGGUCGCCACUGCCGGGCCACCUGCCUGGCCGCGGCUGUUUUCCGAGCCCCUGCGAACUGCUCUGUUCCCGCCUACGGAGCUGUACAGCCCAGAGUACUGCCGUUUCCUGUCUGAGCGUGUGGGCGCACUGCACCGGGCCUAUGCCGCCUUCAUCUGCCUCACCGCGAUGGCGCUAUUUGUGGUGCGCUCCGACAGCCAUGUCAACCCCGUUACGCUAAUGCUCUUCAUUUCCACGGAGCUGCUCUCGCUGUCCGGGUACGCGGCGAUUGGCGGUGCCGCCUGGCGCACCGUGCGCUGCCGCCUGGUGUAUGUGGGUGUGGUUUUGCGCACGCUGCAGAUGGCCGCCUGCACCUCCGGCGUCCUGCCGCAUGUGCUCAAGGUAAUGUGCCUGCAAGAGGACACCGAUUGCAUCUCGGGUCGAUGGAUUCAAAAGGUGGUGCUCAUCACCACGCUUCAGGCCCUGUGCAUACAGCCACCUGUGCGGACGUUCUUCGUGGUCCGAUUCCCUUCCGUCGUGAUGUCCAUAUACGUUCACGUGUUCGUAUGCCGGACCAGCUCGGCUCUCCGGGAUGCCAUGGUGCUGCACCUGGGCUGGGAGGGGCUCCUGUUCCUGAUCUCGGCUAACUUCCAGCUUCGCCACCUGGAGGCGUUCCGCAGCCAUCGACGCCACAGCAACAGCAGCAGCGGUGGCUGCUGCCAGAGGGAGGAGGAGAAGAAAGCUGUCGCAGCCACUGCAGCAUCGGAGGGGGGCCAGGAGACUGAGAGCCGAGCGGUGGCGCUGAUCCCCUGCUCGCGGUGCUGUGCGGUGGGUGGCGACGCCAAAGAUGCGGCUGAUGAGACCAUCCGUGCCAACGGAACGACGGCCACUGGUAGCACCUUGCCUGCCGAGGACGUGAAACACGCCUCCGCGACGGCCGCUGCGCCGGUGGCAGCGGCGUUCGGCUCCGCGGCUGACAUUAGCGACCCGUGCGAUGUGUCGCUCAGUGCCCCGCUGGUGGUGAUGGCUCCCCGCCGCGCCGCACAUCUUCAACUGCACUUCACAUGUGCUCCUGCAAUCAUGGGGGAAUUGCAGGUCGUCCUUCGUCAUAUCAAUCCCGCCGCGAUGUCCUCCGGCGUCCACGUUGCUCACGCCGUUCGCGACAUCACGCGCACGCUGGUUGCGCCCGCCGGCGCCACUGCAGCGCCUCCGCACAUGCCAACUUCCUUCAGCGCAGAUCUCACCCUGGUUGCCUCGCCCGCCGACAUGCCCGGCCUGGUGCACAUCGAGGUCUGGCGCGGCCGCCGGCGCAUCUGCUCACAUCCAGUGCUGUUGGCAGCGGCGGCGGCGCCGGAGGCCUCGUCGGAGGCAGUGGACGGAGGCGCCUCAGGUGCCGCCACCAGCAACUGGAUCGAAGAUGUUCGACGCUAUGUGAAUGAUCUUAAGGGUCAGGGUCAUAUUGCCGCCGCGGACCAAUUUCUGGUGGAGCUGGGGACAUGGCUGGCCCAGGCAGCCGCCCUGGAGCGGGGACUGACGGAUGCAGGGAAUGCUGGCGGGGGCGCGGGCGUGAAGCGCGUCGCCAAUGUGCUGUACUUCCACGGCUACGGCAGCGAGUUUAUGUAUGUUAAGCCGCGCCCCGUCUCCGGCUGUGGCAGUCGCGACGCCAGCGUCGGCGGUGGACGCGCCCCGGCGCUGGACCCACUGCAGGAGACGUUACGGCAGCUGUUGCUGUGCCAGGGGUCCAUGCUGCUGGCUGUGGCGGUGGAGGCCGGUUGCGUGGCGCUGUCGGAGCACCUGAUGGGGAUGCUGGUGGGGGAGAUGGGCGCCACGCUGCGCGGGCUGCUGGAGGGAGCGCGGACGCCGGUGACGCAGCUACCGCUUCUGCAUGCGGCCGUCAAGUCAUCCGAUGCGCGCAUGGUGGACUUGGUGGCGGAGUGGUCCACCAGCUGCGGCCUGAAGGACAUCUGGGCGCACGAGGCGGCUGUUCUGGCGGUGUCUUCCGCUUCCUGCGCCAGCAGUACCGUAGGGGACACGGCCUCACUCGCGGCUGCUGGCGCCGCCGCAGCGGAAGCAGCUGUCGCGCAGCCUGCCAGCUCAGGGGUGGCACCGGCAUUGCGCAGGUCCUCCCGGGUUUCGCUGCCACAGCUGUCGCAAGACGGCGUCCGACGCACCACCUCACUCGCGUUUGAGAUGCGCCCCGGCUGCACCGCAGCCAAGGCCGCCGCACCCGCAGUCAUCUCUGGCGCCGCGGUCGCGGCCGGAAUGGACACCACCGCCGCAGCACCAGAUUCAGAAGACGUGGUGAUCGCGGAUGUGGAUCUAGAUCUGGAAUCGGAUUUCGACGUAGGGGAUAAGGAUAUUUCCGAGAAGAGUCCCUUCCGGAUCAUCGAUUUCCGCGCCAACCACCGGCAGACAGCCGCCUCCUCUGCGGCUCCCUCGAGUCAGGGCAGCGGUGUUGCCGCCAUCACCAACCUGGCUGUGGGAGAUCUACCGCGUGGCAACGCCGCGACCGGGGGAGCAGCGGUUACGGCUGGUAGCGGCGGUGGCGAGAGCACCGGCGGGCUUGGCCGCGGGUCAUCUUUGGACGGGCUCGUGGGCGGUGGUGUGCUGGUGCUGACGCCGCUGCACAUAUCCCUGGCGCUGGGAGAUGAGGGUCGGCUGGCUAGCCACAUCCUCAGGACGUAUCCGGAGGCAUACGAGCUAUGGCGCAGCAGCCAACUUGGCGUGGACGUGGACCCUUCUCUCACCCUCAUCGCCGCUGACCCCUCCCGAGUGGAGAUCAGCGCCAGUGCCAGUGCCAGUGUCAGUGCCGCGGACCUGCGGAUUUUACCUCCGCCAGCGACGGGGGCAGCGUCAGCGAGGCCGCCGGGGGGACUGCCCCUUGCAGCGACGGGAUCCGCUAGCAGUACCUCUUCCGUUUGGCGCAAUGUGGCAGGGGCAGCGCCGGCUUACAGCAGCAUGCCGGGGCUAGCAGGGCUUGCCAAGGCCGCAGGUACCGGGCACGGCGGCAUGGGGUUGGGCAUGGGUGCUGACGACUCCAUGGACGACGGAUCGGUGCAGAGUCUGAGCCUGAGCGAGGUGGCUUUCUUCGAGGGCAUCCGCUGGGUGGAUGGCGGCGGCACAACGGCAGCACGGCGGCCGGGGUUCAAAGUCACGCGCUUGUAA